AUAGUCUAACACCAUAAAUAAUUCAUCCGUAGGCCCAUUAUUAAGGCUCAAUAGGCCCACUCAAUAGACAGUGGGCUAAAGCCAGAGUUUGUCCGAAGAGCGCGGAACCCACUCUCUCAUCCCACGUGUUUCUCACGUAACACACUUCUGAUUGGUCUGUAUAACCCACGUGCUAAAUUAAGUGGGACCCACAAGUCCUGGAUGGUGAUUGCGAUCGGAAACAGAUAUUUCGUUAAAGAGCGACCGAAUUUAGAUAUGCACAAACAGAGCCAAAAGAAAAGAAAGAAACAUGUGGUUGGGUGUAAGAGACCGAGUCGCCCGAAGAUCUCCCACCACCACCGACCAAUCAAAACCGCCACGUCAGCUGGAACAUGAGUUCCCGUGAUUUGGGAUCUUAACUUGAGAAACUAGCGACCGAACACAGAUACCGACUCAGGUUCCUCUUCUUAGAGUUCUUGCCUGUCAUGGAAUCCCCCUUUUCAAGGGUUUUUCUCGCCAAACCCGGAAUCAUUCUUCUUCUUCUUCUUCUUGCAACCGGUUAUGUGAUGCUCCUGUUUGAACAGAAAAAAAAAAAAGAGAAAAAGUUCGGAUCUUUGCAUUGGAUUUGAUCUGAGGUGUGUUUAAUCCUGCAUUUCCUCUUUCAAAUCUUCGAUUUUGUCACGCACGCAGAAUUGUCUGGUUUUUAUUAUCCCUGUUCUGCAAGCAUUUGUUAUUACGUGUUAAGGAAGGAAAAAGGGUAGGUAAGCCUCUUGUUGGAGUUAACAGUUUAGUUCUCAGAAUUAUGGAGAAGAAGAUAAGAGAGGUGAAAGAUGAGGCAAAUAGUACGAGCCCUCCAUUGUUUCGUCGGGUUCACCUGAAUGAUAUAGAGAAAGGAGGGCGGUCCCGAGCCCCGAGCCACGUCCCUGAUUCUUCUUCCACUAUGUCUAUUGCACCAGCAGCCGCCACCAGAUUCAGCCAUGGUGCUUGCCUUGCCGGUAAACGUGAGAAGAAUCCGCUUGUACCAUUUCGUGAAUCUGCUUCACCAUCAAAGCUUGCUGAUAAGCAGAAUUCAUCCUCGCAAAGUGUUGGAAAGUCCAGUGUUACAGUUGAUACCCUCGACGGGAAGAAGGCACAGAUCUCGAAUUCUCCAGCUCCUCGAGAAUCCUUCUCGUCGGUUACUAAGCCUAACUUAUUUGGAAAGACGGAGUACCAUUUCAAGAACUUCUCUUUCAAGGCUCUUACCAGCUUGGAUUAUCUUAGAGUUCCUGAACUUGGAUGCUCGAAAACAGAAUUGCAUAGCAGAAAAGAUCUGAAAGAAAGCAUAGAUUUAUCGCUCCAACUUCAGAAACCUGAAACUGUACUUCGGGUUGAGCAAGUAUCGAAUCAUAACUAUGACGAUGUCUCAGACAGCUCCGGGAUGGAAUCUGCAUCGGGUUUGAGUGCAUCUCCCAAUCACUUAGUCAAAGUGAUUCGUGACAAACAGUAUUCCAGAAUGAGAACGACUAUGAUCGAACAGCAGAGGAUCUUCGCAGCACAAGUUUUCGAAUUGCAUAGACUGAUAACUGUUCAGAAGAGGCUUGCAAGGUCCCCGAGCACGAUUCUUGAGCGAAAGGGUAUCACGGGAAAGCUUGGAACGAUGAAGAAACUCUCAAACGUGUUGAAAAUGGCUCCCGGGGUUAAGCCCGAACUGAAACCCACAACUGAAUAUCUGGAGAAGAGUGUGAUACCGAAACUUCCUCUACCUUCGUUAAGCAAAGACCUCAUAACACAUAAGACCCAUCCUGCCGUCACGAAUGAAAACCCGUCAAAUCCAUGGUGGUUUUCAUCGUCAGGAAACCACUGGUUAGUUCCUGUGAUGUCUCCUUCUGAAGGACUGGUUUAUAAGCCAUACUCAGGACUGUGUCCACCACCAGCUUCAGGCUUUGUGGUUUCCGUUUUUGGAGAUGAUUCUUUCGAAACAGCUCUCGGAUUUCCUGUUUCUCAUCAGACAAACCCAUUUGGUCAUAUCGGUCAGGGAAUGUCAUUUUGUGUAAGAAAGCCCGAGACGUCAAAAGACAGUGAAGUACAAGCUCUGUCGUGUCCCAUGAAUACAAUCUCUCUGUACCUGUGA
This is a messenger RNA of Tarenaya hassleriana, 2089 nucleotides long. RefSeq names its product protein HEADING DATE 3B. Bases 782 to 2089 code for a protein of 435 amino acids. Gene Ontology annotation, biological process: regulation of photoperiodism, flowering. Lineage: Eukaryota; Viridiplantae; Streptophyta; Magnoliopsida; Brassicales; Cleomaceae. The transcript has 4 exons. The record is from RefSeq and is a predicted model, not a curated record.